CUGCUGUGCGGUGUCGCCCAUAUAUAAAUUAAAAUUGACCGUUUUGGGCCCCACACACAUACCAUUUAAUUUUCAAAUCAAAAGAAUAUAUAACCGUUACAAAAACCCCCCUUUCACUUCUCAUCCCAAACACACACACACACUCUUAUUGUGACCAUUUGCUAUAGCGAAAUCUAAGCUCAUUCAAGUACAAAAGCUGUUUAGGGAGGAGAGUGCCAAGCUGAAUACUUGUGUAGUUGUGUUAUUUAUCAUUCAAGAUGACAGUUGAGGUGCAAUCUGAGGCAACUCAAGUAGCUGCUGAAGUAGUUGUUCCACAAGAGGAAGUAGAGGUUGCUAAGAAGGUUGUUGAGGAGGUUGAGGAGAAUAAUGAGAAGGUAAGAGAAGAUGAAGAGGAGGAGUUGGAGGAGGAGACCAAGCCAAAUGCAAUUGAGAAGAGCUCUUCUUAUAGAGAAGAGAGCAACUUUCUCUCUGAUCUCAAAGAUAAUGAGAAAAAGGCAUUGAAUGAGCUCAAAUCUAAAGUUGAGGAAGCCAUUCUUGGAAACACCCUCUUCAAGAAAGAAGAGAUUAGUUCCAAGAAAGGUGAAGGGGAAGAGAAAAAAGAUGCCGAGGAAAAUCCCGAUGCAAAUGUAGAGGAGAAAGAAGAGGUGAAGGAGGGUGAGUUGGAUGUUUAUGUAGCGGAUAAAGAGAUCUCCAUUUGGGGUGUGCCCCUUUUGCCUAGCAUAGGGGAUGAGAAAACCAAUGUGGUUCUCUUGAAAUUCUUGAGAGCAAGGGAUUACAAAGUGAAUGAAUCUUUCGAAAUGCUUAAGAAAACACUCCAAUGGAGGAGGGAUUUUAAGAUCCAAUCAAUCUUGGAGGAGGAUUUGGGCUCAGAUCUUGCUCCAGCUGCUUACAUGAGUGGAAUUGAUAACCAAGGACACCCCAUUUGCUACAACAUUUUUGGGGUAUUGGAUGAUGAAGAGCUGUAUAACAAGACGUUUGGGACGGAGGAGAAAAGGAACCAGUUCUUGAGGUGGAGAGUCCAGUUAAUGGAGAAGGGUAUUCAGCAACUUGAUUUCAAGGCUGGAGGUGUUAGUUCACUUCUUCAGAUAAAUGAUCUGAAGAACUCUCCUGGACCAUCCAAGAAAGAGGUCAGGGUUGCUACAAAACAAGCUGUUGAUCUUCUUCAGGAUAACUAUCCUGAAUUUGUUGCCAAAAAUAUAUUUAUCAAUGUUCCAUUUUGGUAUUAUGCCUUCCAUUCGUUGCUCUCUCCUUUCCUAACUCAAAGAACCAAAAGCAAAUUCGUCUUUGCUCGCCCUGCUAAGGUCACUGAGACCUUGCUCAAGUAUAUCCCCAUCCAUGAAAUCCCCAUUCAAUAUGGUGGACUCAGGAGGGAGAAUGACUUAGAGUUUUCAGUCUCCGACUGUAAAGCUUCAGAAAUUCUCCUUAAACCUGGAUCAACUGAAACCAUUGAAAUACCUGCAGUAGACGUGGAAAGUACAUUUAUCUGGGAUGUAAUGAUUGUGGGCGGAGAGGUGAGCUAUAAGGAGGAAUUCGUGCCAGAGGAUGAGACUUGUUACACCAUUAUCAUUCAGAAGGACAAGAAGGUCAGCUCGCCAAUUCGCAACGCAUUCAAGAACACUGAAGCUGGAAAGGUUGUGCUGACAAUCAAGAAUUCCUCUAGCAAGAAGAGGAGGGCGUUUUACCGACACAAGAUCAAGAAAUCAGCAAUUUGAGAUGAACAAAUUUCUAUUUUGAAUGAAGAUGGAGUUAAUUUUUAUAUUGCAACUUUUUUGUGGUUCAUAUAAUUUAUUUUGGUCAUGUUGUGUAUAUGGUUGAUCUAUUCUUUUUUCUCCCUAUAAGGAAGAACAUUAUCUCUGUAUUUAUUCAUUUUGGGGGGGGGGGGGGGAGUCCUACUUUGUCUGUUUAUGGAUGACAAAUAUUAUAAGAGGUUAUUAGUUUCAUCAUCAAUGUGACCUUAUAAAAUUUAUAAGAGAUUAGUUUCAUCAUCA
Capsicum annuum is the source of this 1988-nucleotide messenger RNA. Its product is annotated as patellin-4. The transcript has 5 exons. The record is from RefSeq and is a predicted model, not a curated record. NCBI's taxonomy places the organism in Eukaryota, Viridiplantae, Streptophyta, Magnoliopsida, Solanales, Solanaceae. The coding region runs from base 258 to 1712 and encodes 484 amino acids. Gene Ontology annotation, molecular function: lipid binding.